UCACACCUCUAGUUGAUGCGUUCCAUCACGUCACUGUUGAUUUUAUCCGCGUCAUCCAACCGCACUUUUAAAGAACCCCUCAUCAAUUCGCAAUAUUCAGAAUUUCAUUCUCAUUUGGUGUUUUGCUGGCGCAACGAUUUAUUCCAUUUUCAUUUCAUUUGGAUACCUUUUUGGCGUUCAUUUUAAUAAAGUUGUAACUGAGCCCCAAAAAAUGUCGUCGUCCAAAAGGAAGCCAUCCGAGGAAGAGGAGUGCGCAGAUUUGGCAAUGAGUAUUCCAGGCCUGGGAAGCCAGUCGAAUCAGCCAAAACCUCGCGUCCUCGGCACAUCUUUUUUCGGCUACGUCCCAGACGCAUUCAGCAUGAAGACACCAAACUUGCCGUCUGAGCGAUCCUCGCAACCAUCGCCGCCGCCAGUAGCUGAUAAAAACAAGACUCCGAAAAAUGACCAAGUAAAUCGAAAGGAAAAUGACCGCAAGCCCGAAGAAAAACAGGAAACAAAUAAAACGGUUGCCAUCUCCGCGCCUCAAGACAACCAGACCCGAGACGACAAACCAGAAGACGACGCAAUGGCGGCCAGGGCUCAAUCCACAACGCCUGUGCGCAAAGUUCCUAUCCACUUGCAGAGUGCUCAGAAUAGACUGUUGAUCAAGAAUGGCAAAGUUGUCAAUGCUGAUGGAAUUCAGGAUGCCGAUGUUUACGUUGAAGAGGGUGUCAUCAAGCAAGUUGGAAACAAUUUGAUUGUUCCUGGUGGAAGUCGAGUGAUUGAUGCAAGAGGAAAGUUUGUCAUUCCAGGAGGUAUCGACACCCACACUCACCUCCAGUUGCCUUUUAUGGGAACGACCACGGCCGAUGAUUUUUACACUGGCACGCGAGCAGCCUUGGCUGGAGGAACAACCACCAUCAUUGAUUUUGUCAUUCCGAGCAAGGGACAAUCGCUCAUUGAGGCUUACAAACAAUGGCGCGAGCGGGCCGAUGACAAAGUAGCCUGUGAUUAUGCCCUGCACGUUGCGGUCACUUGGUGGUCACCGGAAGUCCAACAAGAGAUGGAAGAGCUCUGCCGAGAUCACGGCAUCAACUCCUUCAAGAUGUUCAUGGCUUACAAGGACCUUUGGCAGCUGGACGACACGGAGUUGUUUGAGGCGUUUGAAAGGUGUAAACAAUUGGGAGCCGUUGCUCAAGUCCAUGCUGAAAACGGCGACAUAAUCAAGGAGAACUGCAAAAAACUACUGGCCGCUGGUGUCACUGGGCCUGAGGGGCACGAAUUGUCCCGACCGGAAGAGGUGGAGGCGGAAGCCGUCAAUCGCGCUUGUGUUUUGGCCAAUCAGGUAAAUUGCCCGUUGUACGUUGUGCACGUCAUGUCGAAGAGCGCUGGCCAGGUCAUAGCCGAAAAGCGGCGCGAGGGAAUUGUAGUGUACGGAGAGCCGAUCGCUGCAUCCCUGGCCACAGACGGAAGGAAUUAUUGGCAUACCUGCUGGCGCCAUGCGGCUGCCCAUGUCAUGGGUCCUCCGCUCAGGCCAGACGCCUCGACCCCCGAUUAUUUGAUGGAUCUUUUGGCCAAUGAUGAUUUGAGUUUGACUGGCACGGACCACUGCACUUUCUCAACGGCCCAAAAAGAAAUGGGCAAAGGUGAUUUUACCAAGAUUCCCAACGGCGUCAAUGGCGUCGAAGAGCGGAUGUCACUCGUCUGGGAGAAAGGAGUCGUCUCAGGCAAAAUGGAUCCGUCUCGCUUCGUCGCCGUCACCUCUACCAACGCAGCUAAAAUUUUCAACAUGUAUCCGAAAAAGGGGUGCAUUGAUGUCGGUUCAGAUGCCGACAUCGUCAUUUGGGAUCCUAAACUGGAGCAUACCAUCUCGGUAGCUACCCACCACUCGGCUGUUGAUUUCAACAUUUUCGAGGGAAUGACCUGCCGAGGAGGCCCCGAGUAUGUCAUUGCCAACGGUCGCGUUACAGUCGAUGAAGGCCAAGUGAAGGCCGUCCAGGGCUACGGAUCUUUCAUUCCUACUCCAGCAUUCGCCCCAUUCGUUUAUGACGCUGUCGCCGAGCGCGAAAAGGUUCAUCAAUUGAUUAAAGUGGAGCGCGAAGGCCGUGUCAUUGCUGUGCGCAAUACUGCAGUGGCAGCUGCCCAGCCAUCGGCCACCAACGGCGAAGCCUCCGAGUCCAGCUUGGCGUCGGCCAAUGGCGUCGAAGAAGCCAUUCCUACUGCUGAUCACAGCUUCGUUGCUCACCAGCAUUUCACUCGUCCGCCCACCAGUUCUGGUGGCAGAAAUAUGCAGGACACGACUUUCUCUCUCAGCGCCGAAUAUCCAAGCAUGGCUGAUGUCGAAGAAGAGGCAAAGGGUAAGAAGAAUUCGAUCCACGUAAAGAACCCGCCAGGUGGAAAGUCUUCGGGACCGUUUUGGUAGAUGGUGAAACAGGCAACUUUCAAUCGAUUCGGAUCCCCUUCAGCAUUUCUUAGAUUAAAGGGUAGCUUUUUUUUUAUAAUUUUAUUUUUUACUCUUUCUACCAUUCUAUUUCCCAAUACUCCCAUACCUCCGGUAACUACUCACAUCACUUGCAUUGUAAGGUUGUUUUGUUUGGUCAGUGUUGAUUCCUUUUCAAACGGAAUUUGAAUCCAAAUUUUAACGGGAUCGCUUGUUUUCUAGCAUUUUAUGGUAUCAGUUCGUGAACCGCACAAGAUUGUGACGUGGUUGUUUCUUUUUUCCUUAAAAAUAAAUCCCUCUCGCCUCCGCCAACAUUUAUUAGCCUGAAGGCUUAAUAAUCUUUUAUAUUGACUCGUGAUGUGAUCUUCUCUGCGCGACUCAACACCUGCCGCGUGUGCUAUUUUAAUUAGAAAAGUAUAAUGGAAACAGCAUUGAUCUGAAUUUUGACACUCCGAUUCAAUCUCCUCUUUUGUGUGUGCACGUUUUAGCUCUCGUUAAAUACAUACAUUUGGUUGUA
This is a messenger RNA of Daphnia pulex (common water flea), 2936 nucleotides long. RefSeq names its product dihydropyrimidinase-like (gene CRMP). The coding region runs from base 212 to 2401 and encodes 729 amino acids. Gene Ontology annotation, cellular component: cytosol; cytoplasm. The transcript has 16 exons. Gene Ontology annotation, molecular function: dihydropyrimidinase activity. Gene Ontology annotation, biological process: pyrimidine nucleobase catabolic process. Lineage: Eukaryota; Metazoa; Arthropoda; Branchiopoda; Diplostraca; Daphniidae. The record is from RefSeq and is a predicted model, not a curated record.